This is a messenger RNA of Prionailurus viverrinus (fishing cat), 855 nucleotides long. RefSeq names its product achaete-scute family bHLH transcription factor 1 (gene ASCL1). NCBI's taxonomy places the organism in Eukaryota, Metazoa, Chordata, Mammalia, Carnivora, Felidae. Bases 1 to 747 code for a protein of 248 amino acids. The transcript is spliced from 2 exons. The record is from RefSeq and is a predicted model, not a curated record. Gene Ontology annotation, molecular function: RNA polymerase II transcription regulatory region sequence-specific DNA binding; protein dimerization activity; DNA-binding transcription factor activity, RNA polymerase II-specific. Gene Ontology annotation, biological process: developmental process; regulation of transcription by RNA polymerase II.
AUGGAGAGCUCUGCCAAGAUGGAGAGCGGCGGCGCCGGCCAGCAGCCGCAGCCGCAGCCGCAGCCGCAGCCGCAGCAGCCCUUCCUGCCGCCCGCAGCCUGCUUCUUUGCCACGGCCGCGGCGGCGGCGGCGGCGGCAGCGGCGGCGGCGGCGCAGAGCGCACAGCAGCAGCAGCAGCAGCAACAGCAGCAGCAGCAGCAGCAGCAGCAGCAGCAGCAGCAGGCGCCGCAGCUGAGCCCGGCGGCCGACGGCCAGCCCUCAGGGGGCGGUCACAAGUCAGCGUCCAAGCAAGUCAAGCGACAGCGCUCGUCCUCGCCCGAACUGAUGCGCUGCAAACGCCGGCUCAACUUCAGCGGCUUCGGCUACAGCCUGCCGCAGCAGCAGCCGGCCGCCGUGGCGCGCCGCAACGAGCGCGAGCGCAACCGCGUCAAACUGGUCAACCUGGGCUUUGCCACGCUCCGGGAGCACGUCCCCAACGGCGCGGCCAACAAGAAGAUGAGCAAGGUGGAGACGCUGCGCUCCGCGGUCGAGUACAUCCGCGCGCUACAGCAGCUGCUGGACGAACACGACGCGGUGAGCGCCGCCUUCCAGGCUGGCGUCCUGUCGCCCACCAUCUCCCCCAACUACUCCAACGACAUGAACUCCAUGGCCGGCUCGCCGGUCUCCUCCUACUCGUCCGACGAGGGCUCUUACGACCCACUCAGCCCCGAGGAGCAAGAGCUGCUCGACUUCACCAACUGGUUCUGAGGGGCUCGGCCUUGUCCCGGCCCCGGUGCGAGUGGACUUUGGAAGCAGUUAUAGGGUCACCGCACAACCUACAUCUUUAGUGCUUUCUUGUCAGCGAUGUUGGAAGGG